AUGGAUGGAGACCUUAUAAAGCUAGUGAACAAGCUUCAGGACACAUUCAGCAACCUGGGAGGUGAGCUGGACAUGCCCCAGCUUGCAGUAGUUGGCAGCCAAUCUGCCGGCAAAUCCAGCGUUCUCGAAAAUAUCGUAGGACGAGACUUUCUCCCUCGUGGACAAGGCAUCGUAACGCGACGGCCCUUGGUCCUUCAGCUCAUUCAUACGCCGUUGCCACCAGCGGACGCCCCUCAACCUGCGUUUCCAGAAUAUGCCCAAUUCCUCCAUACAGAUCGCCGCUUUACAGAUUUUGCGGAAAUAAGGAAGGAAAUCGAGGCAGAGACAUUUCGAGUUGCCGGUCAAAACAAAGGGAUCAGCAAACUUCCCAUAAGCCUUAGGAUUUACAGCCCCAACGUGCUUGACUUGACUCUUGUGGAUCUUCCUGGAUUAACAAAGAUCCCAGUCGGGGACCAACCGACCGACAUUGAAAAACAGAUUAGAAAUUUAGUAAUCGACUAUAUCUCGAAACCUAAUUGUGUCAUCCUUGCAGUUUCGGCAGCCAAUGUCGACCUUGCAAAUUCAGACUCGCUCAAGUUGGCACGCUCUGUUGACCCUCAGGGGCGACGAACGAUUGGUGUACUUACAAAGCUCGACCUUAUGGACGCCGGUACCAAUGCCGCUGAUAUCUUGACGGGUCGGGUCUAUCCACUCAAGCUAGGAUUCAUCGGUGUUGUGAAUCGUAGUCAACAGGAUAUCAACGUGCUCCUCAAUCAUAUUCGGGAGAAAUUACCAGAUAUGAAGGCGCGGCUCAAUACCCUCAUGGGCCAAACCCAGCAAGAGCUCAACUCCUUUGGUGAUGCGGCAAUGUUCGGUGAGCCGCACCAGAUGGGGUCCUUGGUACUCCGCCUCAUGACCCAGUUUGCAAGAGACUUUGUUGCCUCGAUAGAAGGUACAUCACUGGAGAUAUCCACCAAAGAGCUUUCAGGUGGUGCAAGAAUCUACUACAUUUUCAACGAGGUCUUCGGCCAUGCUCUGGACUCUUUGGACCCGACAUACAAUCUUAGCGCAUCAGACGUCCGAACGGCCAUCCGAAACUCGACCGGCCCCAGACCAAGUCUCUUCGUUCCAGAGGUUGCUUUUGAUCUCUUGGUCAAACCGCAAAUCAAGCUGCUGGAAGCACCUAGUUUGCGAUGCGUAGAGCUCGUAUACGAAGAGUUGGUCAAGAUUUGUCACAAUUGCACCAGCCAGGAACUUCAACGAUUUCCUCGCUUGCAUUCGAGAAUCAUCGAGGUCGUCUCUGACCUGCUCCGUGAGCGGCUCGGACCAACGUCCGAGUAUACGCAUAGCUUGAUUGAAAUCCAAGCAGCGUAUAUCAACACCAAUCACCCUGCGUUUGUAUCGGGAUCAGCUCAAGCUGCUCGAGAAGCUAAUACGCAACAACAGCGACGAAUUGAACCUGGAAAGGCAAACGUUCGUGAGGUGAUGAACGGCGCCACUUCAAGCGAUAACGAUGACGACGAUGACCAGUCUAAGGUCCUCAACGGUCUAACAGCGCGAGAUACCCGCUCCGUCUCCGCCAGUUUGCAGGAGAGGUCGAGGAUAGCAUCAGGCAAUCUGAGCUCUGCCUCGAGUCCACCGCCUCGCACCAAGGAAUCUCACCAUCGUAGUCACCAUCGUACAGGCUCUCAAGCAACAUCUACUCGUCCUACUGUACCCGUUCCAGUUGCGCCGACUGGAACAGCAAACGCAAAGGAAACCUUCCUGAAUUAUUUCUUUGGAGGUCAGGGUCCUGCUACUGGGCCUAGCUCGACUAUUCCUUCUGGUCAUAGGGCACAGCCCACUACCGUGACGGAUAUCCUGGGUGACGAACCGCUUCCGGAACAAGACAUGGGCAAGGUCGCUGCCAUGGACAUGAAGUCGCUAGGACGGCAUAUCGAGACUGCUCCCGGGGAAUCGGCUGUCUCGCUGUCAACGCGAGAGGAAAUGGAAACGACGCUUAUUCGCUCCCUUAUCAAGUCGUACUUUGGCAUCGUCAGGCAAUCCAUCCAGGAUCUUGUGCCAAAGGCCAUCAUGCACUUCCUCGUCAACCAUACAUCACAGCAAGUCCAGAACCGAUUGGUCAGCUCGCUAUACAAACCAGAUAUGUUUGUCGAACUGCUCCACGAAGACGAGACGAUCGUGACGGAGCGAGAGAGGGUUAAAGCCUUGCUAGAUGCAUACAAGGAGGCGUUCAAGACGCUCUCCGAGGUCAGCGUAAAGCCCCUUUGA
Molecule: messenger RNA, 2250 nt
Organism: Serendipita indica DSM 11827
Lineage: Eukaryota; Fungi; Basidiomycota; Agaricomycetes; Sebacinales; Serendipitaceae
Source: the annotation of a GenBank genome assembly